AUGGGCACAUUUUUAGCCCGCAAAGUUGGCAAAGUGCGCACGAGGCAAUUGGAAAAGAGGGACGACCAGAUCAAAAUCUCGCCAAAUUAUUAUUCGAAGGAAGACAUUUUUCAUUUUUUGACUCCAUUUGUAACGGCCAUUAGUUCGAAGAAUAGCGAAAGCGGAGCAGCACGUAAGUUAAAAGAUAUAAAAUGCAGAAAACAACCAGCAGUUGGAGAAAAUGUAUUGUUGGCUGCAACGAGGGAGGAAGAACAUUUAGUUUUUCAAACAGUGGAACGGAUCUCGAACGUAUUUUGUUGUGUGGUGUCUGGUUGGGAUGAUAGUGUACACAUAACUCACAUGAGGCUUCCUCAUAUCGUCCAAUCUCACUGUAGCCUACUCUGUCCUGUUGGCUAGUAGCAAUUCAUCAAUUUGGCUUUAGAUCUCAACAUUCUACUUACAAUCGAACAAGUUCAUCGGAUAAGGAGCAUAAUCGAAGAGGCAUAUUCCACAGAGAGCAUAUACAAAAAAAAGUUUCAGAACUAAAACUAAAAUGCAACAAAAUAAACUGGUUAAUCGGGAAGAAAUCACACUUAACAACAUCAAAUAAAAUCUUAGUCUAAAAUCAAAUGUUGAAACCUAUUUGGACAUACGGAAUAUAAAAACAAACCAACCAAUAAAAAUGGUUCGGGGAGUCGUUCGCGAAACGGCAUCGAAGCAUGCAAAAAGAUUACAAAAUCAUGUAAACACUGAAGCCCAACAACUAAGAGAGACUAGAAAUUGCAGAAGCACACUGAAAAGAACAUGAUCAUGAUCUAUUAAGAAUCUAAGAAAAUAAAAAAUAUCAUAAAAUUUAGUUAUUAAGUUUAAUUUAAAAA
Molecule: messenger RNA, 857 nt
Organism: Bactrocera tryoni
Lineage: Eukaryota; Metazoa; Arthropoda; Insecta; Diptera; Tephritidae
Exons: 4
Coding region: 1-396 (131 amino acids)
Source: RefSeq, a predicted model, not a curated record